Messenger RNA from Ilyonectria robusta, 1322 nucleotides. RefSeq lists its product as uncharacterized. Bases 32 to 1177 code for a protein of 381 amino acids. The record is from RefSeq and is a predicted model, not a curated record. The transcript is spliced from 3 exons. Lineage: Eukaryota; Fungi; Ascomycota; Sordariomycetes; Hypocreales; Nectriaceae.
CACUCAUACAUCACCAAAACGCUGUCCAAGAAUGCGUGCACAAAUCGAAACCCCCGAGCCCAUCACAUACAUUCCUCCCCCUCCUCCAGACCCUUCGGACAUCGAGGUCCCUGAUCAAGAUGUUCUCGACGACGAACACAAGGAGACGUUCCGUCAGGCCCUCAGACGCCUCUUAUCCACUCCUUUGGCUGAAUACACAUACGCCCAGAUCCUCGACGGGCUACCAACAGAGCCAUCUCUCCGGGACUCUUAUGUGUGGAUGCCCCGCCAUCCUGUCUACGAGCUAGAGCACACAGAGCUAUGUGAGGGCUUUCUUGACAAGGCGCGUGACUUUAUGACCAAAUUCGACGCUUUCGGCUUGCGCUUCAAGCAAUCUCUACUCCGUGCAUUCCAGAAUACAACAUCGGGUUCUCAACAGUUUAAUUUACGCCUUAUCGAGCUUGUCGUCGUUGCUUGCCAUCAAAUCGCGGCCCAUUUAUAUGAGCUGGACGACGGGGCUCACAAACACCAACUCCACCAAGACUGGGUUGAUGCUGAGAGUCAAGUAACAGAGAAGGAGGCGCGUUAUCGAAGCUAUGCACUCACACCGACGGCUUUUUUCCACAGGUUUUAUCAAGCCUAUGACCAGUACCCUAGAGGUUGUGCGGAUGUCGCAGGGUACUGGGCUGAGGGAAAGAUCUUUGGCGGUGUUGUUGUGUUUGAUCGCGGCGAGACGGAGCAAGAGUGCAAUUCCAUGUGGAUACAUGGAAGCAAGUAUAGGGGGCCAAAAACCCUCUAUCCGCCAAUGCCAGAGCAAUUCGAUGCCUUGAUUAGCUUCCUCUUAGCUAAACCGGAUGACGAAGUGCCGUGUCCUCUCCCCAUAUUUGGAACACGCAUGAACCGACCACGCUGGGAUGCUUAUGACGCUAUUACCCGAUUUCACAUCUUUCGUGACAAAUACGAACGAAAGGUCCCGACAACCCGUCCACAGCCAGGCCGUGUCCAAGAUGGUGCUGAUUGGCCCGAGAUUCUUGAUGAACAUAUUGUCAUGACGGCAAUGCGUCAUAGACGCUGGGGCAGGCCAGUCGACGAGGAGGAGCUCGCCGCUGCCCAAGCACGGUUGAAGGAGGUGACCCCUUCAUCACCAUGCUGGACUCAAUAUGUCCCAAAUUCUGAACAUGAACCACACGUAGAUUGAUUGAUAUUCAUAUUCCAAGAGUUCUAUGAUUGUAUUCAAGGUUUUUUUCCUUCAUCCUAUCUCAUCAUUGUCUCUUUACUACCCAACUCAAGCACCGCCGCUGUAUCAUUUUCGAAUAUCGACUUUAAACUAGGACGAUUGCCCC